Molecule: messenger RNA, 1618 nt
Organism: Arabidopsis arenosa
Lineage: Eukaryota; Viridiplantae; Streptophyta; Magnoliopsida; Brassicales; Brassicaceae
Source: the annotation of a GenBank genome assembly
UCAAAACCUCACAGCCACACGAAGAAGGAAAAAUGGCUUGCACCGUAGAUUUCCGGUGCCUUGACGAAGGAUUCGGCGGCAAAACCUACAAACGUAAACGCGAAUUUCAAGAACAAGCCGCCGCCGAAGCAAUCGCCGAUGAAGCUUCUAUGGACAUCGAUGGUGCUCCUCCUUCCGCGAAACGCAGCGCCGUUGCUUCCUCUGAGAAUCCAGACAAACCUAUGGCUGUAGCGGUUGAGAGACCGACCUACGACGGUGUAAUCGCCGGGAAAGUCUCGGGACGGAAUUGGAAACAGCCGCGAACUCACAGAUCUUCGGGGAGGUUUGUGAAGAACAGGAAACCAGAUCUGGAGGAGAUGAAGAGGCAGAGGGAGAUCAAGAGAGCGUAUAAGGAGAGAAUGAAUGAGCUUAAGGAAGAGAUUAGGAGUAAUAAGGUUGAGAAGAGGAAGAAGAAGGAAGAGAGAGAGAAGAGGAAGAAGGAGAAUGUUUUGAGAACUGGUACUAAGUUGCAGAAGAUUACAAAUCCUAAGACUUUGAAGAAAAUUGCUAAGUCUAAGCAGAGGAAGCAUCUCAAGAAUAUUCCUGAGGAGAUGUUGAGUGGUGGUGGUAGCAAGAAGAGUAUCACAAAUUAGGGAUUUUUGUUCCUUCUCUUUAAAGGCAAGUGUUUUCAGUUGUUUGGUAUUUUCUCAUGAGGUUUAUUCAAUGUUGUUUAGUUAACAAUUUGCAGCUAAGAACUAAAUGUUGUGGAAGUUUAAUAGUGAGAAAACUGUGUUUUGCUUCAACAGAUUAGAACCCAUCUUUUGUACGCAGUUUCAAUUUCACUCCUUUUGAUUAUCAUUGUCUAAUCGACUUGAAUCUGUCGCACCUUAGUUAUGUAGUUUGACCAUUGCUAUAUCGUGCUCUGCUUCUUGAAUCUUGGUGUUUCAUGCUGCCUUUUACUGUUGGUGCGAUAUUUAUAAAACACUGAUUUCGAUUUAUGGUUUCAUUUCGAUAGCUUUGUUAGGAUGUGUUCACCAUUUAAAGGAUUGAUCCCAUGAGUUUGUUCUCUGAUGUGUUCUCAGUUCCUCUUGGUUUGAAUUUCGCUGAUUUGAGCUGUUCUUACGAAUAUUUCAAUUGUAGUGCUAUCCUGUGAAAGUGCUUUGUAAUGUCUUAUGAUUGUCUUGAAUUAAUCACACCUCAGUUAUAUGUAGUUGUUUAUUGCUAUUUCUGGCUAUGCUUCUUGAUAAGGAUCUUGGUGUUUCUCUAAUACUGAAAUCUAACCUAAUGACAUUUAUGGUUUCAUUUCGAUAGCAUUUGUCUGGUUUUAGUUUUACUGAAAUAUAACAGUUGAAUGAUCCCAUGAGUUUUGCUUGUUGUGAUGUGUUCUCGGUUCCUUUUGUUUGUAAUUUCAAUUGUAUUCAUGUCUUGUGAAAGAGCUUUAUAAUGGUUUCAUUGGAUGAGAGACGAAUAAUAUACAUCUCUAUGGCAGUCACUUUACUGUUGAUAUUCUUACACAACAUGUAAGCUAUUGUUGGACCAGAUAUGUCAAGCUGAAAUCUGUUGAGAAGUUUUGUGUGACAGUAAUUCAGAUAUAUGAUCAAUUAGUGACGCAAGCGUUUAAUAUAUUGACAUCAGGAAC